AACAAACACUGUGUUUAACAGGGUUGGAGCCUCCCCUCCACACGGCCCAGCCCAUCUGGAGCGUGUCCUUUGUCCUCUCACACUGUUAGACGCCAUCUGCUCCACGUUACUAACGCCAGUAUGGUUGCCUAGUGACGUCAGCGUCCCAGCAAAAGAGUCCCCCUUUUUUUUCUUUUUUUUAAACUCUGCAGGAAAAAAAAAAAAAAAAAAAAAAAAACAAUCAGCCGGGAUGCUUUUCACGCUCAAACGCUGCUCACACUUUAUCUUUCACAGGUGACUUCAUCGCAUGUGGAGGGCAGUGCUUCUCCCGGACGAUGAUGUUGAGGAGGCCCGAGGAUGGAAAACGUGGAGUCCUGAGUCUGACUGCAGCAGGAUGUCAUCAGCUGGCAUUCAGUUCAUGACCAGUCGGGUCAGGCAGCAGCGGCAGCAGCAGCUCAUGCUAAUGAACUUGCAUCUGCUCGCCAACCCUGGAGACUCCCUGCUGCUGCAGCACACCCUGGAUCGCCUCCUACGCUGGCUCUGCCCCAGUCUCCGUAUCUUCCAUGUGUCAGAGAGGGCCUCCCCGUUCAGAAGUUACACCCCCCUCUGUUCUGUGGCAGGCUACCCUUCUGUGGCCAUCACCUUCUUCCUCCAUGAGGCCUAUGGAGAGGAGCGAAUCCUCAAAGUGCUGGACUUCUUUCAACAUCCUCCCUGGCAGUACCACCACACUGAGACCUGCGGCAGCCGAACUGGAGGGGUCUACAUUACCUCCGGCAGCUCCCCCGCCAAUGCCAUGUUGCGGCCCUACCUCCUGCCCAGCAGAGAUUUCUAUAGUUUGGGAGCAGACAUGCCUGUGUGGGGGGUUCGACCAGUCCACUGUGGAGGAGAAAUACUACGUGUGACACUGUACAGUGGAUAUGACAACUACGAGGAUGCUGUGCGGCUCUAUGAGACAGUGCUGCAGCGACAGGCAGAGGAGCAAAAGACGGGCUUCUGCUGGUUCACUCUGCACACAGAGCCUGGGCUGUGCCUGCAGCUGGCUUUAAAACAGUUGUCACCAGGGGCUCGGGUGGAGCCAUGCACCUCUGCUGUGCUGCAGUUUAGUGUGGAAGAAAUUGGCCAACUAGUUCCUCUGUUGCCCAACCCCUGUACCCCCAUAAGCACCUCACGCUGGCAGACAGAAGACCUGGAUGGCAACAAGAUUCUCUUCCAGGUGCAAACCCCGGCUCAACCUUCACGACCUCUGACCUGUGCUUUCCCCCUGACCUGCCCCAGCAUUUCCCCCCGCGGGAUACAGCUCAGGAGCUCGGGACAGAGCCACAGCCUGUCGCCCUGCAGCCUCACCACUCCCCUGCCCUGGCAAACACACAGGCAAGGCCACAGACCGCGCAGUGACCCUGUCCUUGAGAAGCUUCAUGGAGGAGGUGGUGGAGCAGAGAGCCAGGGAUCAGGAAGCUGCUGUAGCACCCCUCCAGGUAGCUCCUGUUACUCAUCACAGCGAAGCAGCCCUGCACCGCCCUCAACUACCAACCACCCUGACUCUCCUCUGCGCACCUCCGUCACUCGUUCUUUCUCCCAUCUCCUUCUGGAAGAAGAGGAGGAGGAGGAGGAGCCAGAAACCAACGUAGACACAGGAGUCCCUGUCCCACUGCUCUCUGACACGGAAGUCAAAAUAUUUGCUCGUUCUUCCUCCAUGGACCUUUUGAUGAAAGUCAAUUCUGAGAGACCUGCUGCCGUAGGGUCUUCAGCGUUUGAGGGUCUGGCCAAGGAGCUGAUUGAUUGUCUGCCACGGACACACAUACACCCUCAGGUCGCCUCCAGGACAUGGGGCUCCGCUGGAUGUACAGAUGCAGCCAGGAAGCGCUGUGACAGCAGGACUGUGGCAGCAGGACAAAGUCCCUCCAAAGGGCCAUUUGUGGAGAACAGGACUACUGCUGAGCUGCUGUCAGCACAAACAGACAACAGGGAGCCAGUAGAUGAGUUCUUCAUCUAAAUUCCUAUAUGAUGAUAUGUCAUGAUGAACCUGUUAAAGUGGAUCUGAAGUUAUGCAGGAGGACGCAGCUGAGUAGUCUGACUAAAGAGAAGUCCUCUGGAAUACAGAAGAACCCAAAGCUCAGCUGCAGGUGACACUUUCCACUCAGAAAUGACUUAAAAUGGUUUGACAAUAUACAGUGCAGUUGUUUAAACAAGAGAGCUACCAAGAGAGUAUUAUUUUAAAACAGUGCAGCUAAUAAUAUUCUUCAAUUUCAAAUUACUUUUAUAUUUAGAUCCAACUAAUUAUUUGUGCAGCUAUUGUGCUAAAAUGUAGCCCUGUGAAUAGCACAACAUGAAGGAAAAGCUUAAGUAUGUAUUAAGUGUUACUGUCAGGGAACUAAUGCCAGUUUGGUUUCUGUCACAUUACUCAACUAGGCAAGCUUAUGGUUUAUUGUUCAAUUGCCUUUGAAACAGAUGAAGGCGCUCUUUGAUGUCGCUGAAAUCUGAUGCAGCACUGUCAGUCUGUCAUAGGCUCGACAUAGUGAAAGUAUAGCCUAGUGGCUUUUAUUUUAAUUUGUUUAAAUACACUUCAAAUUAUUUUUACUCUUUAUUUGUGUGUUAAAAUGUACUAGAAUUAGGCCAAAUUACUGUAUUGAAGAGGAUUACAUUUUC
This is a messenger RNA of Anoplopoma fimbria (sablefish), 2625 nucleotides long. RefSeq names its product protein FAM124B. NCBI's taxonomy places the organism in Eukaryota, Metazoa, Chordata, Actinopteri, Perciformes, Anoplopomatidae. The coding region runs from base 287 to 1972 and encodes 561 amino acids. The record is from RefSeq and is a predicted model, not a curated record. Gene Ontology annotation, cellular component: nucleoplasm. The transcript has 7 exons.